This is a messenger RNA of Musa acuminata subsp. malaccensis (wild Malaysian banana), 1146 nucleotides long. NCBI's taxonomy places the organism in Eukaryota, Viridiplantae, Streptophyta, Magnoliopsida, Zingiberales, Musaceae. The record is from RefSeq and is a predicted model, not a curated record.
AAUCACAACCUUAAGCUCGUUGCCGAUGGCGAAGAAGACGACCACCUUCCUCCUCCUCAACUUGUUCAUGGCUGCUCUCUCCACGCUAACGACAGCGGCAGUUUCACCUGCGGUCUUUGUGUUCGGAGACUCCACCGUCGACGUCGGGAACAACAACUUCUUGCCCAGCGAAGCACCGAAGGUCAACUUCCGUCCCUGGGGAAUCGAUUUCCCUGGAAGAACUCCCACCGGGAGGUUCAGCAAUGGCUUCAUUUACUCCGAUUAUAUCGGUAUGCAUUCAGACGCAGAUGUGAUCGCCAUGGCGACACAGAUUGAAGACUUCGAGCAGGUUGCGGCGAACCUAACGGAAAGAUUAGGGAAGAAGUCUGCUGCUGUCUUCCUCGAUAAGUCUCUCUUUUACUUGAGCGUUGGGAGCAAUGACGUCUUCACGCAGUAUUCUCUUCUCAAUCCUGGGAACAGCACUCAGAAGGAUGAAGCCGUCGUUCCUGUAAUCAGCAAGUUCAAGCAUCAAUUAGAGAGGCUAUAUGAUCUUGGAGCACGAAAGUUUGCAGUCCUGGGAACUGGAUUGCUUGGGUGUAUUCCAAUCUUCAGAGCAGCGGUUCCUUCAUAUGGGUGCUAUGAGGAUCUAAAUGAUUUUUCUCUACGCUUCAAGACUGCCACAAAGGCCAUCCUGGAGGAGCUCAGCAUGUCAUUGAAGGGAUUCCAGUACUCGUUUGGAGAUUCAUAUGAAAUGGUCACUAAAAUCUUCUCUCAUCCCCAAGAAUUUGGGUUUACGGAGCUCAAAGCUGCGUGCUGUGGAGGUGGGAGAUUGAACGCGGAGUCUGAUUGCCUGCGGAACUCCACAUACUGCAGCAACCGUGACCAAUACGCCUUCUGGGACUUGAGUCAUCCUUCCCAGGCUUUGUCCAAAACGAUCGCCCAGCUGUCACUUUACGGGCCGCCAUUGUUCGCCAACCCCGUCAACUUUCAUCACCUGGUGAAGAGUUAGAACCACUGGAGUGGAGUGUUUUCUGCAGCAUCUUUGAACAACUUGGUCUGAGAAUAAACUCGCCUUCUUCUUCUUUUGUGUGACGCACUUGUAAUGAGGAGGGAAGGUGUUUGAUGAAUAAGAUCUUUAUGGCGGUUAUUCUUCUCUUGUGAAACGCA